AAUUCAUUCUCCAGCCGUGACGAAGACUAUAGUCAUUUCCUACCGGAUGCACCAGUACACGUAUGUUCUGACGGUAGUUCGACAUACGCAGCAUAUUCUAUAUUUAAAAGUUCCUGCAAUAUUCACAUCGAAUUGUACCCAUACGAUAAUCAAACAUGCAACCUACGAUUUGGGUCUUGGAAUCAUGACAUAUUUGAGCUCGACGUUAAUCCACAGCUUCGUGUAUUGGAUCAAAAAGAAUUCUUCAAUUAUAACGGAGUGUGGAAUCUUGAGGAUGUCGAUGCAUGGCGUGAAAUUGAGGAAUACAAUACUGAAUCCAACCCGUAUGUGUAUGCUGUCUUCUCUGUGCAUCUAAAGCGACGUCACGAGUUUCAGUGGAGAUUUAUUUUUAUUCCUUAUUAUUUCUGUUCUUACCUUACAUGCUUAGUGUUCUUUAUUCCUGUUGAGAGUGGUGAGAAACUCACGUAUGGAAUCACAUCUGUACUAGCAAUGAUAAUAUUUCAGCAAAUCAUUGCGUUAUCUCUGCCGCCGGUUGGAAACGAGUCAUCUGUUUUUGGAAAGUACUUUAAUGCGGUAAUCGGUGUUGGAAGCAUAUCGAUGUUUUUGGAAAUUCUGAUUUGUAAUAUAUAUAGGCGAGGGAGUGUGUAUAAGGUAUGCUUGAAACUUACAAACUACAUGCGCACUAAAAAGGGCGCGUUAUGUAAGUGUAGUAGACAAACAAAAGCGGAUGAAACAUGCAGCCCGGAAGAUGGAACUGGUGUGGAAAAGAAAGAAGACUCCGAACAAAUACAAGAUGAAGAACAACAAGAAGAACAAGCACGCACAACAGCAGCAGUGGCAUCAAAUGACAGGGACAAAAAUAAAAAGGAACAACAAGACAAACAAACACAAACAAUAAAUGAAACAAAACUACAAGCAAUCUGUGAUUAUGUUGAUUUCACACUUGGAUUUCUGUUUUUUAUAUUGUUGCUGGUAUUAACGAUAUAUUUCAAUGUGACAUUAUAAAUGACACAUAAUUUGAAAAUAUCAUUGCAAUGUUUAUUUGUUAAUUCUCUAUUCUUUCAUGAUUGAAAAUGUCAUGUCAUUUUGCAUUUAUUAUUAUUUUGUUUUCUCUCUUCUUUAUUAUCCAAAAUAAAAUAUAUAUAUAUUUUUUAACAUUUACACAACGAAUAUUUGCAUUUAUUAUGAGCAUCAUUGUGAUUGUGAUAAAGCUACAUGGUGAAUUAUGAUUAAUUAUGUAAAUAACCCUCACGUAUUAAUGAAAAUAAAUGUUUAUCUCUAUUUGUGUUCAGAUAAAAACAAUUAAAUAUCAAAAUCUAAUACAAUAUCUAAACAGUGUAUAUUUGAUAUAGAUACGAUAGGAUAGAUCUUUAUUGUCGAAACGGUAUAAUACACAAUUAUGAGGUAUUAGUAAACAUAUUUGAUGUAUGUUUAUUAAAUAUUUGCAAAAACAAAACAAAGCAUUGUAUAAUAUUUUAAAUAACCAAGUGCCUACAGGUAAUAUCUAUGAUAGUGAAUAUUGUAACUACAAACAAAUUAUAACAAAUUUGCAUAUCUAAAAAAGCAUCGAAAUACUGUCCUCCACCGAUGAUACGAUCAUCGCGCAUGGUUUUUAUAAUAUAGGAUAAUAGAAGUGUUUUUUAGUAGGUUAAUAGCUUAUACGCAGUGAUUGUCUGAUUGGUUCAAAUACAUAAAAUACAAUUACAACAUGAACAAAACGAAAAAGAAUAAUGAUCCCAUAAAAUACAACAAUAAAAACAUAUCAAAAAACAGAUGACGUCACGCAAGGGAAGAAAGAGAACGAAUUGAACCAAGGAUAAUUAAAUAAAGUUUCCAUCUAAGUCAUUUUGAACAUUUAACUGAGGCAGCUCAGACAUCAUUAUUCCAAAUUAAAUAUUAUUUGAAGAUGAUGAAAUAGUACAUUUUACACUGCAUUCAAAAAAUAUUCUUUAACUUUGUGUUUAUAGCUUAGUAGCGGUUCUGGCUUUAAUGGAAUCUGGGAGAGAUUCCAUUUUUUUUAUUCCGUUACAAUAAAAAAUGCAUUACCCUAUAACAUUUAGGAGAGGAUUCACUAGAUCUUAUUUCAUAUUUAUGAGCCAUACUUAGUUUGACGAAAAGGGAAUACAUAUGGAAUGGAAUUUCCGUAUUGUUCUCCAACAUGUCACCGGUUACCUUUCCCUAAAAUACAUCUCACAGCUUUAUUCUGUGCUGUUUGUAAAUUAUUUUUAAGUUCCUUGGCAAGUCCAUCAAACCAUGAAGUAGAUAGUCAUGAUGACUUUGGUUAAGAGCGUUACACAGAAUUUUCUAGUCUGAUUGUUUAAGCAUUAUAUAUUACGAUAAAGAAAUGUAAAAUCUCGAGUUAAUUUUGUUAAUUGUGCUUUGCUUUAAUGAUGUUCCACUUAAAGUAUUGUGAAGGAGACAACCAAGGUAUUUGACAUACGGUUUAUGAACGACUGGAUUGGAUUGGAUUGGAUUUUUUCAGUGUAAACACCAAGGAUAGCCACGAAAGUCUAGAAGAAUUUCCAGUGGGGUCCUUCUGGUGGUGAUUGGACAGUACACCGGGAGACAACCCCUA
Messenger RNA from Anneissia japonica, 2575 nucleotides. Its product is annotated as neuronal acetylcholine receptor subunit alpha-9-like. NCBI's taxonomy places the organism in Eukaryota, Metazoa, Echinodermata, Crinoidea, Comatulida, Comatulidae. The record is from RefSeq and is a predicted model, not a curated record. The annotation marks the transcript as partial. Gene Ontology annotation, biological process: regulation of membrane potential; monoatomic ion transmembrane transport; chemical synaptic transmission. Gene Ontology annotation, molecular function: transmembrane signaling receptor activity; neurotransmitter receptor activity; extracellular ligand-gated monoatomic ion channel activity. The transcript is spliced from 2 exons. Gene Ontology annotation, cellular component: neuron projection; membrane; synapse.